Molecule: messenger RNA, 993 nt
Organism: Aspergillus lentulus
Lineage: Eukaryota; Fungi; Ascomycota; Eurotiomycetes; Eurotiales; Aspergillaceae
Source: RefSeq, a predicted model, not a curated record
AUGCAAUCCGUGCUCCAACCCGUAAUCGGUCCCAGAAGGGAGAUCCACGAUCUCACCGGCCGAGUCGCCCUAGUGACCGGCGGAGCCCUGGGUAUCGGAUACGAAAUCUCCCGCGCGUUUGUGCUCAAUGGCGCACGCGUCAUCAUGGUCAACCGCAAAGAAGAACAAGGCCAGUCCGCCAUCGACAAAAUCAAAGAGGAGGCUGGGCCCGACGCAAAAAUCGAAUGGAUCCCCUGCGACAUGGGCAAUCUGAAAGAAAUCAAGGAGGUAUUCUCUGGGAUCCGCGAGCGGGAGAGUCGACUGGACUUGCUUAUCCUCUCCGCGGGCAUCAAUGUCAACCAGUACGGCGAGACAACCGACGCGCUAGACCGACACUUCGAGGUGAAUUUCCUCGGGCAGUUCUACGUCGUUAACCAGCUUUGGCCUCUACUGCGCAAGACGGCGAAGAUGCCUGGUACGCCGCCGCCGCGGGUCGUCUUCGAGUCGUCCGAGCAGCACCGCAAUGCGCCCAAGGUGGUGCAUUUCGGGUCGCUUGACGAGAUCAACAACCCCGAGAUCGGCACCACGGAGGUCUACGGCCGGACGAAGCUGGCGAUCAUCCUGGGGGUCAAGUAUGGGCUAGUGGACCGGGUGAUUAAGCCGAACAAAGAUAAUAUCUAUGCGCUUUCGGUGCAUCCGGGCGCGGUCAACACGGCGAUGCAGCAGCAGUGGAAGGACGCGUACCCCGGUUUACUUGGCAAGCUGCUCACGACUGCGAUGCUGGCUGUGGGCCGGAAUGUCGAGCAGGGCUCGUACAGUGCCUUGUAUGCGGCAACGAGUCCAGAGAUCGAGGAGAGGGGAUGGAAUGGGUACUACUUUAGCGAUGUGGCACAGCCGGGGAAGGAGUCGGCGCAGGCGUCGGAUCCAAUGUUGGGUGCUGCGUUGUGGGAUUUGAGUCAUCGGCUCAUCAAGGAGAAGGUUGGGGAGGAUGGACUGGUGGACUGGAAUGCUUAG